This is a messenger RNA of Knipowitschia caucasica, 480 nucleotides long. The record is from the annotation of a GenBank genome assembly. NCBI's taxonomy places the organism in Eukaryota, Metazoa, Chordata, Actinopteri, Gobiiformes, Gobiidae.
AUGGCUCUUAUGGAGCAGGUGUCAACAGCGAACGCAGCUAUUACAUCUUUGGAAAGUGCAGCAGGGAGAACUAAUGUAGAGCUAAAUUCAGAAACCUGCAUCUCACUGCUGUUAGGUGGAUUUCAGGUUCAUAACAACGUUUUCGCCAUCGCAGCGCGCAGGACGUGGGCAGAGGAGCAGCCGCAGAGAGCGCAGUGCGUAGGGGGGGAGCGAUCCAAGAACUCCCCCACUCUCCGAGCUCCGAAGCCGGGGAGAAGAGGCGGAGAGGAGGGGGUGGAGGUGGAGGUGUAUAGAGCCGGCGUGCGCAUAGAUUUGAUUCAGACAAGACGAGACAGCUGCGUGAGAGGACCGCGGCUGGAGCACGCGCCGCCUGAGGAACCCCUUUGGCUUCGGACGCGGGCUCUGACACGAUGCUGCUGCGAGGUGUUGUUGUCCUGUGGCGGCCAUCUUGGCUCUGGCUCUGCAGCGGUUGCUCAGUAG